This is a messenger RNA of Chilo suppressalis (striped riceborer), 909 nucleotides long. The record is from the annotation of a GenBank genome assembly. Lineage: Eukaryota; Metazoa; Arthropoda; Insecta; Lepidoptera; Crambidae.
GUGACAGCAGUCAAGUCAAGUCAGUUAGUAAUUUGGAAAGUCGGUCGAUGGUUUUCAUAAGAAAUUUUCUAUAUUUCUAUCAAGAUACCUGUCUACUUUAAUUCGUUUGUAUUGAUUUUCAAGUGAUGGAACCAAAUCCUGUGAUUAUUGCUGCUACGGCAAAACAUACUGCAUCUCUGAUAUUCUUUCACGGUUUAGGCGAUACUGGACAUGGUUGGGCUAGUACAAUUGCAGCAAUAAGGGGACCUCAUGUGAAAGUAAUCUGUCCCACAGCUUCUACUAUGCCAGUAACAUUAAAUGCUGGGUUCCGAAUGCCAUCUUGGUUUGAUUUGAGGAGCCUUGAUGCCACUGCUCCUGAAGAUGAAGAAGGAAUAUUAAGGGCUACUAGUCUUGUCCAUGGACUAAUUUCAGAUGAAGUCAAGGCUGGUAUUCCUGCAACCCGCAUAUUGGUUGGAGGCUUUUCUCAAGGAGGAGCUUUAGCCCUUCAUGCAGCACUGACUUAUCCUGAGAGAUUGGCUGGUGUAAUGUCACUGUCUUGUUGGCUACCAAGACAUGCCCAUUUUCCAGAUGGUGUCAAGGCUCCACUAGAUCUACCGAUUUAUCAAGCUCACGGUGAUUGUGAUCCGGUUGUACCUUUCAAGUGGGGUCAAAUGACGGCCUCGUUCCUCAAGACCUUCAUGAAAAACAUCGAGUUCAAUACAUACCAAGGCCUCACUCAUAGCUCUUCGGAGGCGGAACUUAAAGAUAUGCGUGCAUUUAUAGACAGAAGUCUGCCCUCAGUUAAAUAAUUUAUAAGAUUAUCUCAGAUUACAAAGUAGCUCACGUCAGAUUGAUAUAAUCUUCAUUAAUUUAAAUGAAAUUUCAAUUAUCAAUUACCUAUUUAAAAUAUUGAAAAUAAAUAUUUUCUCA